This is a messenger RNA of Truncatella angustata, 1095 nucleotides long. Its product is annotated as putative isoamyl acetate-hydrolyzing esterase. The transcript is spliced from 5 exons. The record is from RefSeq and is a predicted model, not a curated record. Gene Ontology annotation, molecular function: hydrolase activity, acting on ester bonds. Lineage: Eukaryota; Fungi; Ascomycota; Sordariomycetes; Amphisphaeriales; Sporocadaceae. The coding region runs from base 100 to 861 and encodes 253 amino acids.
AAAAAAAAUUCCUCUGGACCACCUUGCGUUGAAGCUUAAGAUCAUACGUAGUAUACACUUGACCCGACCUGAGAGAGUGGAUCAUUCUCGGUCUCCAGUAUGGCAAAAUUCCAGUACGGGCAGUUUAUGCUCUUCGGUGACUCAAUUACGGAGUACUCGAGUGUCGAGGAGCAUGGCCUCACACCAGCUCUCCAGAAGGCCUACAUUCGACGCUUGGACAUCGUGAACAGGGGGUUUGACGGCUACAAUACACGCCAGGCUCUCCAGGUUCUGCCCCAUAUAAUUCCGUCUCCAGAACAGGCCAAACUGCGUCUUCUGACCAUCGGCUUCGGCGCGAACGACGCGACCUCCCCCGAGGCCAACAACGACUUCCACGUCCCUCUUGCUCAAUACAAGGAAAACCUCCAAUCGAUCUUGUCGCACCCUUCCAUAGCGGCUCAGAGCUGCAGGGUUCUCCUCAUCACGCCUCCGCCGAUCGAUGAGUAUCAGCAUGAGACCAAGGACAGGAUGGCAGGACAGCCGGGCUUGACGCGGUUUUCGCAAUCCGCCAAGGACUAUGCAGAUGCCUGCCGCCAGGUCGGCGAGACGAUGCAUGUGCCGGUUUUUGACCUCUGGGGCUGCUUGAUGCGGCGCGCAGGGUGGUCCGACGGAGGGGAGUUGGCCGGUGCAAAGGAUGCGCCGAGGAGCGAUGUUCUCGGCCAACUGUUGUCCGACGGAGUUCAUUUCACGUCUCAGGGGUAUCAAGUGUUUUACGAGAACUUGAUGGACUUUGUAUCGAGGACGUAUCCUGAUCUCAAGCCGGAGAAUAUGCCGUUCGUCUUCCCGACCUGUGACGAGUUCACCGGCGAGCUUGAAAAAUAACAAGUCCCAAUUCUGGUUUUGGAAAUAGAGAAGAACCCCGCGUGUUGCUCCAAUGUCAAAACAUCCAGCAGCAUUUUAUAUGUCUCUGGGUACAACUUCAUGAUUACAACUUUGGGACAUGACCGGCAGAAGCUCAGCAGAAAUUUCAAGCAGUUUGCUCGGAGUUAAUGAAUCAGUUGCGUCAGUUCGUCAAUUCAUAAUGCAAUACAUCGCUUUAGAUACAACAAAGAAAAC